AGUACAUGUUCCGCCGCCUCCUCACAGCCAUGGCCGAAUCCGCCCCCAAGCGCCUCAAGACCGACGCCGCGAGCUCCUCCUCCUCCUCCGUCCUCGUCGGCACCCACAACGGCCACUUCCACGCCGACGAGGCCCUCGCCGUGCACAUGCUGCGCAUGCUCCCCGCCUACCGCGACAGCCGGCUGCUGCGCACGCGCGACCCCAAGCUCCUCGAGGCGUGCCACACCGUCGUCGACGUCGGCGGCGAGUACGACGCCCAGCGGAACCGGUACGACCACCACCAGCGCGGCUUCGAGACGACCUUUCCCGGAAAGCAGACGAAGCUUUCGAGCGCGGGGCUGGUGUACAUGCACUUUGGCCGGGCCCUCAUUGCGCAGCGUCUCGCUGAGGAGAAGUUUGCGUCUGCUGCUCCUUCAUCAGAAGAAGAAAUCAAGGUCGGUGAGGAGGAGAGCAGCAGCAACAGCGAGGACGUAGACCUGCUCUACAACAAAAUCUACGAAUCCUUCAUCGAGGCCGUCGACGCCCACGACAACGGCAUCUCAAAGUACCCCCGCGACGCCCUCGCCGCCGCCUCCAUCGAGCCGCGCUUCUCCUCGGGAGGCUUCACCCUCGGCGCCAUGGUCGGCCGCCUCAACCCGAACUGGAACGACCCUAAGCCGGCCGACCCCGAAGCCGCCCAGGCGCACGAGGACAGCCUCUUCCUGACGGCCAGCCGGCGCAUCGGCGAGGAGUUUGAGCGCACGCUCGACUUCAUGACCAAGGCCUGGCUGCCCGCGCGGUCGAUUGUAAAGACUGCGUUUGACGCCCGCAGGGAGCACGAUGCCGAGGGUAGGAUCCUUGUGCUCGGGGGCCAGAGCGUGCCGUGGAAGGAUCACCUGUACAGCCUGGAGGAGGCUGAGGGCAAGCCGAGUGUCUUGUAUGUGCUGUAUGCCGAGGGCACGCAGCCGGGCGCCAAGUGGCGUAUUCAGUGCGUGCCUGAGACGGCGGACAGCUUUACGAGCAGGAGGCCGUUGCCUGAGGCGUGGCGCGGGUUCCGCGAUGCGGAGCUUGAUGGCGUGGCGGGUGUUGACGGAUGCGUGUUUGUGCAUGCUGCGGGAUUCAUUGGUGGGAAUAAGACGUUUGAGGGCGCGCUGGAGAUGGCUGUCAAGGCGUUGGCUUGAAAGGGUCAUGGUAGGAAACGUACUCAAGUGUCGUGAUGUCAAUGGAAAAGGGGCUACAUG
Messenger RNA from Trichoderma citrinoviride, 1220 nucleotides. Its product is annotated as metal-dependent protein hydrolase. The record is from RefSeq and is a predicted model, not a curated record. Gene Ontology annotation, cellular component: cytoplasm; nucleus. The transcript has a single exon. NCBI's taxonomy places the organism in Eukaryota, Fungi, Ascomycota, Sordariomycetes, Hypocreales, Hypocreaceae. The coding region runs from base 30 to 1160 and encodes 376 amino acids.